AUGUCGAAACAAAUGAAUUUGUCUUUGUCCAACACUGAAUCUCAUCUGAAUGGUCAUGGAUCGGUUGUAGUGGAUUUCAUUCCUCCGGAUAUUCUUAUGACUGGGGGUGAAAGACGUCUGAUGGAGAUCGUGAUAGACAUCAGCUUCAACUUCAUCAUUUCCUUCACCGGCAUCUUCACCAACGUUAUUGUCAUCACAGUAUUCACAAAGCAAGGGUUCAAGGACAGCGUCAACAUCUCCAUGACAACCAUCGCCGCUUGGGACCUGGUGAAGAGUCUCGGUGGAGCCAUGCAGCGCAUGUCCGGCCCCAUAGGACUCUGGUCCCCCUCAGCGGCUCAGAGCUGGUCAAACAUCUGUCUGGUCAUCUUCAACUAUCUUGUCUCUUUCGCCACGUACGUCACCAGCGUCCUGGCAGCGUACGUGGCAGUCGAGAGGUGCCUUUGCGUGAUGAUGCCUUUAAAGGUCAAGUGGCUGCUGACGCCGACAGUGUCUUUCGUGAUUUGCGGCAUGGUGUCCUUCGUCGUUUUCGGCUGUUUCGCUGUCAUCUUCGGCAUCUACGACAUUGUCUGGGUCUGGGACUCCCGCUACAACGCGUCCAUUGCCAUCUAUCAGUACAACGAGUUCUCAACCGUGCACAGCGUCGCACUAUUCGCUUACUACAACCUGUCCGGAACUCUGUGGCCUCUCAUCAGCCUGGUAAUAAUUGUGAUUUCUGCUGUUAUCAUUUCCGCCAAGCUGCGAGAGGCGUCAAAGUUUCGCAGCCAGCAUCACACCGGAGGCACUGCCCAGCCAACAAAGCACGACAAUUCUGGCUCUGACAAGGCAAAGAAGACCAAACCAAUCACAAACCGGGAUCAGAAAGUGGUCAAGAUGUUACUGGUCAUCAUCGUUCUGUACAUCGUCAAUCUGAGCCCACGCGUGGCCCACUACCUGGCCAAGUAUUUUAUCCAGGAAUACUACUACUUAAGACAGUACCACAAUUUAGCUUCAGCAAUGGCGUAUAUUGUUUUUUUCUUUGACUAUCUGAACGGCACGGUGGGACUCUUUGUUUUUCUCUCCAUGAGCUCAUCUUUCAGAGCCACCUAUAAACAAAUUUUUCCCUUAUGUACUUUCCACUUCAAAAAGUAG
Molecule: messenger RNA, 1128 nt
Organism: Biomphalaria glabrata
Lineage: Eukaryota; Metazoa; Mollusca; Gastropoda; Planorbidae
Exons: 1
Coding region: 1-1128 (375 amino acids)
Biological process (GO): G protein-coupled receptor signaling pathway
Cellular component (GO): plasma membrane
Molecular function (GO): G protein-coupled peptide receptor activity
Source: RefSeq, a predicted model, not a curated record